Messenger RNA from Gigantopelta aegis, 973 nucleotides. Its product is annotated as glutathione S-transferase 1-like. Lineage: Eukaryota; Metazoa; Mollusca; Gastropoda; Neomphalida; Peltospiridae. The record is from RefSeq and is a predicted model, not a curated record. The transcript has 4 exons. The coding region runs from base 81 to 710 and encodes 209 amino acids.
CCUACCGGUGCGGUUUGUCAAUCCAGUUAGCGAAGUUUGAAUAGGACGGCUUUUGGCGGAGAUUCACUGUGAUUUGCACGAUGGGAAAAAUGAAACUGUACUACUGGACAGGUUACAGAUCAGUAAGAUGUAUUUGGCUCAUUAAAGAACUCGGCGUGGAGGAAGAUUUUGAAUUUGUCAAACUAAAGCCGAAUGGACCGGAUAAAAAAGCGCUCGAGGAUUACGCCAAGAACGUGCAUCCACAUGGAACGAUUCCCGCCUUGCAGGUAGAAGGACGUAACCCUGUCGUGGAAUCGGGAGCCAUCUGCCUGUUCUUGGCAAACAAAUAUGGCCGAUUUGGACCCGAUGAUGAUCAUGUAUCUGAUUAUUACAAUUGGAUAGUGUAUACCACUUCAACACUGGAUGCUACGCUGGCAGUGCUAUUUUCCCGAUGGUAUUUGAAUUCCUCUGUCUACGAUGACGCCACGGUGGAAAAAACACUGGACAAAUGGAAAGCCAGCCUUGAUUUUCUAACCAAAGCACUGGCUGAUGGCCGAGACUUCAUUUGUGGUAGCAAGUUCACGGCGGCUGACUGUGUGCUGGGGUACAGCUUGGCAUGGGCGGAAUUUAUCAAACAACAAAAUCUGUUCGCGCACCACCCAGUUGUAGUGAACUAUUUGAAACGACUUUAUUCACGCUCCGCGUUCCAAGAAGCACUAAAAUACGAGUGAUUGUGGGUUUUUACGAAUAUAUAUGUAUGUGUUGUCGAUUUACUAAAAAAACAACAACAAAAAACCCAUGUCAAUGUCUUUGAUUUGUAUCACAUUUCGACUAAUUACCAGCAUAUUUUAGGGUUAUCUGGUUAGGCCAUUGGUCUACAGGCUGGUAGGUACUGGGUUCGGAUCCCAAUCGAGGCAUGGGAUUUUUAAUCCAGAUAACGGGUAGUGAAUAGGUAUCUGGGAGACCAAUAGACAAGGUUUCAGAUAGAGCUAUA